CAGACAUUUACGUUAUUGGGUGAUAGAGCAAUUAGACAGUUCAUCGAGGCCUGUAAGCUGUAAGGGGGGGCAGGAGGAUCUGCAAGUAAGGUCGAGCUAUACCCGGGGUUGAAGAUCGAGACGGGCAACCUCAGUCAAGCGGUGUUGAACAUCCUAUCAAAUUCCAGCGCCAAGAGGCCUCCCUGAAGGGUAGUGGUCUAGGGGCCAUCAACAAAGCUGCCAUCACCGUCACGCCUCCUCGCAUUCUCCAGCGAGGACCCAAAUGAUCGGCACGUUUUUAUACGGUGUUGCGCUACUCUUUUUAGAAGUCCCCGUCCUUCUCUACGCCACAUAUCUGAGUAGUAGGGAGGGAAGGGGAUUCUCACAACGCUUGGCCUGGGCCGCCCCGACCUAUCCCUACGCAUGUACGUGCAUACCUAUACGUAGUCCCGGUCCAGGUCUGGGGCACCUCUUCCUGGUAGAGGCACGCAGCCUAGGCUGUUCCCCGUCCGGGUCCCACUGCGGGACGACGUACAGCAUGUAUGUACGCAAGCCAGCACCCGAGACCCGCCGGACCCAGCAGCGGCGGCGACGACAGAGACGGCAGGGAGACGGCGGGAGCCGCAGCAGAUAUGACUCGAAGAGGGAGGAAGAUUCCACAAUGUCGCCGACGGGCUGGGAUAGAGGGGAACACGACACACAUCUGAAGUAGGUAGACAGAGCGCACCCUGGACUCUCACCUACCUACCGUGCCACCUCUGUACUACCACCAUUACCAC
Durotheca rogersii is the source of this 758-nucleotide messenger RNA. RefSeq lists its product as uncharacterized. Bases 263 to 691 code for a protein of 142 amino acids. NCBI's taxonomy places the organism in Eukaryota, Fungi, Ascomycota, Sordariomycetes, Xylariales, Xylariaceae. The record is from RefSeq and is a predicted model, not a curated record. The transcript has 2 exons.